Molecule: messenger RNA, 1097 nt
Organism: Monomorium pharaonis (pharaoh ant)
Lineage: Eukaryota; Metazoa; Arthropoda; Insecta; Hymenoptera; Formicidae
Exons: 1
Coding region: 167-859 (230 amino acids)
Source: RefSeq, a predicted model, not a curated record
AACGUUUGAAUCGGAAUGUGUUACGACACGUUCGAGAUUAUUCCCUAAAGGGAGGAUAUUAAAUUUCAACGUUGCUUCCCCCUCUCCUCCAAAAAAUUUCCCUCUAUCGUAACUCAUAAGUCGGCUUAUUUUUUUUUGUACGAUCAGUAUUGUGUCAACCGCUCGAAUGAAAUGUUCUCCGCCAAAGAAAGCAACAGUGGUGCGAAGCGUUGCUACGAUACUAUGUCGUGCGAAAAAAAAUGCGACGCGUAAGUUUGAUUUUCUUUUGAACUCUUUUUAUUUUUCAACUUUUUUACACAGUACUUUGUCGGAACGUAGCGUGGUUCGCGUACUAAGCAGACAAUACGCGCUUACAAGUAUGGGGUACAAAUAUCUCGAGAUUGACAUCAACGUUGGUCCGCCGAGUUACGUGAAAAUUGCCAUAGGAGAUCAUCGUGGGAACGAACUGAUGUCUCUCAAAACGUGGAAGGGACUUUACGAACAGCGAUUAAACGUUCUGAAUCUCCUUCGAACCGACUAUAAAGACUUGUACAAUUUUAUUAACGUUGUACCGCUAACGGCCAGAAUUUGUGUAAUCAGUGACGUUAACUUUAUACGUUUGGAAUCACAAAACGUACGCAUGAUAAUGACCGAGUCGACGGUACGUCGUAUGUUCGAUCUGGACGGUUGUGUCGAUUUAAUGUUCGAUCGACUAAUUAAAAUCACUGAUAAUGUCGAUAUGCAGUUUACGCAGUUCUCUAAUAUUGCGUCCACCAUAAUGAAUCCCGAUCAAGUAACUAACGCAAUACGCGCGAGCAACAUCUUUAAUAAACAUCGUCUUCUCGAUUGUGAGCUUUUGGCUUUAGUGUUUAGUACGUAAGAGAAAAAUUAUUACACUGCUUUAUAUGUAUAAAUUAAACAUUAAAGAAUAAAAACUUAUGUUACCUAUUUUUCUUUAUUUCAUAUAUCUUUUUUCCUUAAUAGAAAUAUCGCAAAGCAAGCGAGAGCGCACGCGGUGAGAGAAAGUGAGAGCGUGUAAAGAUGGCGGCGUACGAGUAGGACUUUGAGUAUAUAUACAUGGAGGAAGAAUGCCAGCACUGAAAGUGUGUCCAAGAUCU